GACGAAACUACAAGAAGCUCCGACCUGUUUUCUGUCAGUUAGUGUUCACCUGUCAUUACUGUACAUUUAUUCAGACUGUUUCAGAUCAGUAUGGAAGCUGGUGAGGACAAAAGUGGCCUGAAGAGACAGAGAGCACCUCUGUCAGACUCUGAAGAUAAUGCCCCCACAUCAUCAGUGGCAAAUGAUGGCCAGAAAAGGCGACGUCUGGAGGUGACUGGUCAGGAGAACCGCAACCCUCAACCAGUGUCUUCUGGACGCUUAGCUGAGCGAGAGGCAAAACCAGACACCCCGAUUGUUCCAUCAGUCCGGUCCCGAGUCCAGCAGCUCACCCAGAGAAGAGAAGGAGGGGCUCUUGUUGCUCAGAGAUGUGUGUCAGAUCCAGGGACAGAUAUGGACAACAGACAUCAUCUGCUGGGUGAGGGAGAAUUCAACCAACGAGUGGAGCGUUUUAAGACCCCGGUCUUCACGCCGAACCCUAACCUGUCUCCAAACCUGGGGGGCUCCUGCCCUCGGACCCGCUCUGACCUUGUGUCUGGGAUUCAGCAGAAGCUCCAGGGCACCGCAACCCCCAGCUCCAAACAGGCGUCCCGCAUUCGCCAGGAACGGGAACAGGAGCUGAACCAGCUGCACUUCCAACCAAUCAGUCAGAACGCCUGGUUGAAACGGAGCGCCUCCGACCAAUCACUCAACCAGAUUGAUGGAGAUGCUGAAGUGAAAGAUGACAGUUUUACUGACACAGUGAAGCCACUUGGAAAUACUACAGAUGCUGAACUGAACUCCCACGAUGAGACCAACACUGCUGACAUCAUCGACCAGAUGUUUGAGGAGGUGCUGGAAUAUGCCGAGAGAAUUGAAGAUGAGCAGAGGGAUGAUGAUGACGGCGACGACCGAGACAGUGGCAUCGGUGUCUGCACUGGGGAGAAGGACAAGAUGGAGGAGAAGAUGGACACUGAGUCUGAGAAGCAGAAGAGCGAUAAAGACGAAGAGCACGCUGAGAACAAUGGAGAUGAGCUGAUGUUUCCUCCCAGUGGAAUCCUGUCUCCACUGAGCAAGUCUGUGGAGGCCGUGGUCACCCCUCUGCGUUUGGCGGCCGAUCAGGAAUCCAACCCUUCAUCUUUGCUCCUGACCCCUGAAGACAGCACCACCCCUGUUGAAAGUGCUCCUCUGUACAGCAUUGACGCCUACCGCACACAAAGGCAGAGCAAACCACCCCCCAUUCAGAGCGUCACCCCUGGGCCUCAGAGACGAGCUGUUGACACAUCCAGGCCUCAACCUUCUGUCAACACCAAGGAGAAAAUUGCAGCUCUGAAUGAAGAAGCAGGGAAGCUGCAGACUGUGAUUAACCAGACCCUGCAGGCUCUGAGCUGCUGCACCGAUGAGGACCACGGUCGAGGGUCACUGGAGGAGGCCGAGGCCGAGAAACUGCUGCUGGUCUCCUGUGAGAAACGUUCUGCUCUGCUGGCCGAGGUGACCAGACUGAGGGAGGCGAGGAGCUCUGAGUCUGGGGAGGACGACACAGACCUCACCUCUCAGAAACCCUGCAGAGGAACUGUUAGCAUCACUAACAUCCAGCUGCCACUGAAGGUGGAAUUUGUCUGUUCCUCGCACAACAGGCCAGGUCGGCCAAGUCAUUAUUUCUUCAUCCUGAUCCGCUAUGGACCUUGUAACAUUGUGGCAACUCCUCUGGCCACAGCGGCAGACGCUCAGAAAGGAGACACCAUCUUGUUUCCUACAUCUGUCACUCUGAAGGAUAUUCGCUCAACCUUUGAAAUUGACGUGGAAGUCUACAGCCUGUCCCACACCACAGGUACCAACUGCAGUGUGGAUCGCAUCAACACCAAGUCACGGGUCACCCCAAGAAAACUCCUAAAUACAUUAACGAGAUCCAGUAACAGUCUGACAUCUGCUGCUCUUCCUGCCCUGAACAUUCGUCGCUCCAGUAAUUUCUGUCUGGUUGGUUCUCAUAAGAUCACCCUGGCCUCGCUGGGACACAGCAAGUUCCCCCUGGAUAAGAUGAAACUUGAAGGCAAAAUCAGGAGGCUCCUGGGAGAUGAGUUUCAGGAAAAGGUGCCUUUUCUUUCUCCUCUAGAGGGAAACGUUUACCUGAGACUGGACAGUGAAGGCCACUCCAGCGUACAGCACCAAGGCUUCCUGACCAUGUUUGAGCUCAUCAGUGGAUUUGGGGUUUGGCAUCGUCGAUAUUUUGUCCUGGAAGGCUGUAACAUGUUCUACUGGAACCAUCCCAACGACAGGGAAACCAAGGAUGCAGAGGGCAGCAUCUCUCUGUCCAGUUCUCCUUCUCAGUGUGUAAGGCCCGUUAAGAGGGACUCAUGUGCGCGGCCUUUCACCUUCGAGCUGGUCAGCAGCGUCCAAAAGCAGCAGCAGGACAGCAGUCAGGAUACGCCGGCCAAGUGCUGGUUUUCAGCCGACACCAAACAGGAAAGACUGGACUGGAUGGACAAACUCAACCAGGCUCUUCUGGACUUCCACACAUGGAACAAAACAUCGACCACCAAACCCCAGAGCUCAUCCGACAGCGGGAACAUCAGGGAGAGCAUCCUGUAACUGCAAACGCCACACAAACACGUCACAUGACCCACAGAGGCCCCUCUCCAUCCCGCAAUAUGACAAUGAAUCGUCAUAAAUCCAAUUAUAAACACAUACACCAGUGAAAACUUUACGUAUCUUGAUUUUUUUUUUUGGGAGAUAUUGAUUUGAUUUGCGUGUUAUUGUUUAUUUCUUUUUAUCUGAAUCCAAUCAUUACUGUUGGUUUGGUCAUUUUUAUUUGUUUUUGUUGCCAUUGGAGUAUUGUUUUAGUUCUUUAUUGUUAUGACUGUUCAGAAGUCAGGUUUUAUUUUGGCUUUUUUCAGUCAGCUGCUUUAGCCUGAGUUGGCUUUAUUGUUCGGUCACUUUGGGUAAAUAGGGACCUCAUGUAGCUUAUAUUUCUGAAGUUUAAUUUACGUCCAUAUUUAGGUUCACAUUGUAUUUUUGUAUGAUUAUAACUGGAAGGAUACACGUUUAUAUAGACACUAAUGAAGAUGUGUUUAACUUUACUAACAAAUGUAAAAUAAGGAAACACUACAAAUGAUUAAGAAAUAGAAGAAAUAUGCCUGCUAGUGUCUGAAUGGGACCUUUGUGUUAGACUUGCAGACGGACAGAGGCUCAUGUGGAGCUGAUUUUGGGCAGUUUAUGGGGUGAAAGUAAUGAUAUAAAUCUGUCCUGAGUACAUGGUGAGUUACUGCAGGUGUAUGAACCCAUCCAUGUACAACAACAGAUUCUGUUUCUGUGAAUGUAGUCUGUUUGACGUUCUGUUCUUUUUCUGUGUUUGUCCAUCUGUGAGUCUGUCAUCUGUCUUAAUGAAUAAAUUAUUCCUAUAAACUCCCAUUCUAUGCACUUAUGGUACCAAUAAAGGAAAUAG
Messenger RNA from Sphaeramia orbicularis (orbiculate cardinalfish), 3418 nucleotides. It is a transcript of the gene anln2, whose product is annotated as anillin, actin binding protein 2. The transcript is spliced from 23 exons. The coding region runs from base 91 to 2565 and encodes 824 amino acids. Gene Ontology annotation, cellular component: actomyosin contractile ring. Lineage: Eukaryota; Metazoa; Chordata; Actinopteri; Kurtiformes; Apogonidae. The record is from RefSeq and is a predicted model, not a curated record. Gene Ontology annotation, biological process: septin ring organization; actomyosin contractile ring assembly; mitotic cytokinesis.